CUUUGCAGUUGGAAAUAUGUUAAGACUUGAGAAAAUGCUGAAAGAAUUAUUCAUAAACUCAACAUUUGCCGCAAGCCUUGAACUGCUGACCCAGACGAAUGCGCCUGCCCUAAACACUGCCCAGAGUUCAAUCAGCGUUGCAGCGCUGCUACGGCCAACUGGUAGAGGAAUGAGGGAUGGGGAGUUAAGUAAACCAGAUCUAGUGACCUACGUGGUAAUUUUCUUUAUUAUGUUUGUUCUGGUGGUGAUGAUUGUGCUUUUCAUUAACUGCCAGCUGAAGAACACCUUGUUCGCCACCAUGCCCUAUGACAGGUCGUUAAGAGAAGCACGGGCCACCUCGAAGACUGCUAGAGUGUGACAACGGGACAGAUAU
Polyodon spathula (Mississippi paddlefish) is the source of this 373-nucleotide messenger RNA. Its product is annotated as small integral membrane protein 32-like. The coding region runs from base 17 to 358 and encodes 113 amino acids. The transcript has a single exon. NCBI's taxonomy places the organism in Eukaryota, Metazoa, Chordata, Actinopteri, Acipenseriformes, Polyodontidae. The record is from RefSeq and is a predicted model, not a curated record.